AUGAUUAUUUUUAAGAGGAACUUUUCUAGAUUUAUAAAUAACAAUACGCCAAAGAGGGGUGUACGAAAAAAUCUGCAUAGAAAUGUAACACAAUAUAAUUCUAUGCCAAAUAACCUUCAAAAUCAGCAAUAUGGAAAUAAUCAAAUAUCUAGAUUUGGUGGAGGAUUGUUAAAUACUUUUUAUGAAAGCUUUGUAUAUGGAUGUGGUUUUUUUUUAAGUAAUAGAGUGUUAGAUCAAAUAUUUGGUCCACGUACAUACGAUACCUUUAACAGCAAUAUAGGCAAUUAUCCAAAUGAUAAUACAGACGCAUAUUCCAAUAAUAAUUAUAACAAUUAUUCCAAUGAACAUUUUAAUAACGAAGAUCCAUCCAUUAAUGACAAUGAUUUUCAACAAGACAUUGGUUUGGACGAUGAUAUAUUUGAUAUUUAA
Molecule: messenger RNA, 429 nt
Organism: Plasmodium vinckei vinckei
Lineage: Eukaryota; Apicomplexa; Aconoidasida; Haemosporida; Plasmodiidae
Product: conserved Plasmodium protein, unknown function
Exons: 1
Coding region: 1-429 (142 amino acids)
Source: RefSeq, a predicted model, not a curated record